AUGGGUGCAUGCUCCAGAGGUUUGGAGUGGCAACAGGGAUUGCUGUUGUUGCGGAAGAUGAUUCAGCUGAAGCUACGCCCUGACUUGUGGAUUUGGAGCGCGGCGACGAGUGCCUGUGAGAAGGGACAUGCUUGGCACCUGGCUCUUCAUUUUCUUCGGGAUCUGAGCCGUAGAGGCUUGAAGUCAGAUGCCGUCGUAUACAAUGCCAGCAUCAGUGCUUGCGAGAAGGGCAUGCAGUGGCGUCGUGCGAUUGCCCUCUUCUCCGAGAUGUCGCUGCGCUCUGUGCGGCCUAACGUGGUGACCUAUAAUUCAACGGUCAGCGCUUGCGAGAAGAACUUUCGCUGGGUUGAGGCUCUUCAGCUGGUCGAGCAGCUGGAGCGAAGCAAAGAAGGCUGCCACGAGCCACGGUCACCGGUCACGUACAAUGCGCUGCUCGCGGCUCUUGCAGGUUCA
Messenger RNA from Symbiodinium sp. CCMP2456, 453 nucleotides. The record is from the annotation of a GenBank genome assembly. Lineage: Eukaryota; Dinophyceae; Suessiales; Symbiodiniaceae.